Messenger RNA from Caenorhabditis briggsae, 507 nucleotides. The transcript has 5 exons. The record is from RefSeq and is a predicted model, not a curated record. Bases 1 to 507 code for a protein of 168 amino acids. Lineage: Eukaryota; Metazoa; Nematoda; Chromadorea; Rhabditida; Rhabditidae.
AUGAACCGGUGCGUUUUUCUCGCUCUGUUACCUCUUAUCACAGCUCUCCCAGUCUCAGUCAACAUCGAUGAUCAAGCAGCAGUAAAUUUGGGAGCCUACGACAGAGCACGAUUUGAUUUGGUUGAGACAUUCCACCCACUUCAACCAGCAUCAGCUGUGUCAAAUGACCAAAUUGCUGAAGUACGUGCUAAAGCAGCCGGAGUAAAGCAGAACGAAGCAUCAAUUUCAAUCGACUUGCCAACGCAGAUUCUUUCCGGAAAUUUGGCAAGAACCCCAGAAAGAUUGGCGUUCGGAGAGUGGACAGAGUGGACUGCGUGGUCUGUAUGUCAGAAUGGAGAAAGAUCCAGAGUUCGUACUUGUGUCUCCAGAAGACCAGCUCUUCGUGUUGUCUGUCACGGAGAUGCCAUUGAGAUCGAGAAAUGCUACGUGGAUGCCGGAGAAGGACACAUUCCAGUAGCCGCUGAUCCAUGGUCGAUCGAGAGGGAAAUCAGCGGAGAUUUUGCUUAA